UGGUGAAUACCUGUAUAAUGUUUAUAGCUUAGAAUGUGACCAGUGAUCGAUACACUGCGUGUGAUUAAGAACCAAAUCAUGUAUGGUUUCGUCAAUUAUGCUUUGGAGUUGUUGGUUCUCCGGAAGUUUGGUGAAGAAGCAUGGGAAGCUAUCAAAAAAGAAGCCGAGUUGGAAAUGGAGGGACAUUUCCUCGUCCGUAUGGUAUAUGAAGAUUCUUUGUCCUAUGAUUUGGUUGGAGCAGCGUCUAAAGUAUUAAAUGUACCCGCAGGACAAAUCCUGGAAUUAUUUGGCAAAAUGUUUUUCGACUUCUGUCAAGAAUCAGGAUACGAUACAAUUUUACAAGUUCUUGGAGGAACCACGAAAGAUUUCUUACAAAAUCUUGAUGCCCUUCAUGACCAUCUAGCUACGAUCUACCCAGGUAUGCGAGCUCCGUCAUUCCGUUGUACAACUCGGGAUUCAGACGGCGCAACUGUCCUCCAUUACUAUUCAGAACGUGAUGGUCUGGAACCAAUCGUAAUAGGAAUUGUCAAAGAAGUAGCGUUAAAGCUACACAACACUGAAGUUAAUGUAGAUAUUAUUCAGACAAAAGGCGAAGAGUGCGACCAUGUUCAGUUUGCUAUAACUGACAAAAGUACAGACGCUAGAUCAAGCAUUUCCGAAAUAGAGGGAUUCGAACAAAAUCUUUCUAUGGACCCCAAAAUCAGUCCAGCUACAUUCUGUAGAGCCUUUCCAUUUCAUGUUCUAUUCGAUGAAAAUAUGAUCAUUCAACAAGCUGGUACAUCGUUGAUGAGAGUCAUACCAAAACUUAGAAUAGGUCACUCUAAAAUUGACAUGAUUUUUGACAUGGUAAGACCACACAUGGAUUUCUACUUUAAUCAUUUACUCUCCCAUAUUAAUACUGUUUACGUUUUAAAAACUAAAUCUGCUAUUGGUGGUGACUCAAGUGGAUUGUACAUAGACCAUGAUAUUGGAGAACAACACGAUCACUCUCACCUUCGACUUAAAGGACAAAUGAUCCAUGUCACUGAAUCUAAUUGUAUGUUAUUCUUGUGCUCGCCCAGUGUCGCCAACUUAGAUGAAUUGUCUCGACGUAACUUAUAUCUGAGCGACAUUCCACUUCAUGAUGCUACCCGUGAUCUCGUGUUGCUAUCUGAGAAAUUUGAAGCAGAGUAUAAACUGGCCCGUAAACUAGAAAUUCUGAACGAUCAACUGCAACAAACACACAGGGAACUGGAGGAUGAGAAAGCAAAAACAGAUAAGUUAAUGUAUUCCAUUCUUCCAGCCUCUGUUGCAAAUGAAUUACGUCAUCAAAGACCAGUUCCUGCAAACAAAUUCGAUAGUGUCACUAUUCUCUUUAGUGGGAUCGUUGGAUUCAGCGAAUUUUGCCAGAAUCACUCAGAUGCGCAUGGAGCUAUGAAAAUUGUUAAAUAUCUAAAUGACGUUUAUACAAAAUUUGAUGAUCUGUUAAAGAAUAACCCAAAUGUAUACAAGGUAGAAACAGUAGGUGAUAAAUAUAUGGCAGUAAGUGGACUUCCGGAAGCAUGUAAAGAUCAUGCGCGAAGUAUAGGGAGACUUGCGUUGGAUAUGAUGGCGAUAUCUAAACACAUUAUAGAUCCAACGGGUGAAAGGGUGAUGAUAACCAUUGGUAUUCAUUCUGGGGAGGUUAUGACUGGAGUUAUUGGAAAGCGCAUGCCCAGAUAUUGCUUGUUUGGAAACACUGUAAAUAUCACCAGCAGGACUGAAACAACGGGAGUCAAGGGCCGGAUUAACGUUUCAGAGUCAGCUUACAAGUUUCUGCAGACAGAAGAAUGUUUUGAUCCUGAGUUUGACUUGCAGUAUAGAGGAUCAAUUCAAAUGAAAGGAAAACCAGAACCUAUGAGAUGCUACUUCCUGUCACGGAAACCUAUUUUUAGACCAGGAAAUCUUGUAAAGAGGGCUACCAUUAAGUAACCGUCGGCUUUUUAGAUAUUUAUUUAAUACAUUUAUCGUUUAAUUUAUUUAGAGAUAUAUUGUUUAUUGUUGAUGUCAAUGAGAUAAUAAAGUUAGAAACAU
Molecule: messenger RNA, 2052 nt
Organism: Mytilus californianus (California mussel)
Lineage: Eukaryota; Metazoa; Mollusca; Bivalvia; Mytilida; Mytilidae
Product: guanylate cyclase soluble subunit beta-1-like
Exons: 8
Coding region: 79-1950 (623 amino acids)
Biological process (GO): response to oxygen levels; cGMP biosynthetic process
Cellular component (GO): guanylate cyclase complex, soluble
Molecular function (GO): heme binding; guanylate cyclase activity
Source: RefSeq, a predicted model, not a curated record